CCGUGAGGGGGAAGAUGGAGAGAAAAGGAAGGGGAAAUUUCCAUCCUUUUAGAGAGCUGAUUUAUGGGAAAAGAGAACCGCAAAGAGAGAGAGAAGAAUCGGAGAGAGGGAGAAGGUAGAACAGAGGGCAAUGGAGGAGGGAGUCGAGAUGGAAUUAUGAGGGAUUGAUUCUGGAGAAGAAAGUAGGAUAAUUUAUGGAUUUUGGGGAAAAAAUCGGACAGAUUAGAAGCAGACUUCAAGAGUCGAGAUGGAAUUGUAAUCGUGAGGGGAAGCGAGAUUGGAAGUGUAGAACUGAAUAGAAGAGGAGCUUUAAAUAAUUCAAGGUUUCAUUUUCGAUUUCCUCGUAUCAAUAAUUUAUGGCAUCACAAUCUCUCUUGUUAGAAUCUUCUGGCAUGGAUCCUCCUGCAACAGAUGUGGAACAUGUACCAGAGAAGAUUGAAAAUGGUAAAGAGGGGGGCCCUUCUUUCCGUUGUGAUCUUUAUGAUACAGAAGUAGUUCACAAGAUUGCUCAAGUUUUCCUCUCAGGAUUGGCUACUGCUUCUAUUGACAACACAACAGGUGACAUCUUCAGGAGUCCUGGUUCAGUGGCUGCUGAAAUUAGAAAAGAAAUGGUGGAUUAUCUUACCCAAAGAAGUGAAACGUUUGUUGCUGAACGUGUUGUCUUGGAAGGUGGUCCAGAGGCUGAAGCUUCUGACCAUCCCUUUGAUAUUAUUUCUGAUUUUAUUGAUGACUUUGCUACUACAAAGAGAAAUUUGUUUAGUCGGGUUUCAGGUUGGCUGUUGAGCGAAAAGAGAGAAGAUAAAAUAGAUGAUUUUGUUCAAGAGAUGGAAGUAAAUGGGUUUUGGUUGACGGAUCGGAGGGAAGGAAUUGCUCAAAUUUUGCUCAAGAAUGUAGACUUUAAGAAUGAAUAUCACUGCAGCAUCAAAUUUAACACUCCAGAACAACUUGCUGAGCACGUUCUCCACUGUGGCUACAGGCCUUUGAACUGCACCAAUGAGGGUUGUACUGCCAGAUUCUGUGCUAGUCAGAUGGAGAAACAUGAUUCAGUUUGUCCUUUCAAGAUAAUUCUGUGUGACAAAGUGUCCAAACGCAUAGAGCAGCUAGAAAAGUCAUCUUCUGCUCGACUAGUUAGAGGCCGUGAUGCGAGAUCUCUGACAUAUAUAGUCAAGGAUCUUGAUGCAAAGCUUGGGCCACUAGAAAUUAAACCCAGAAACAAGGUUAAUGAAGAAGAUACAGAGAAAGUUGACAUGACAGAAGAAGCUGAAGAAAGCAAAACUCAGGACCAGGUCAACAAGGAAAACACCGAGAAAUCUCAUUUGUUAGAAGAAGCUGAAAGCAAGGGUCACAGGAAGGCUAAUGAAGAAAACACGGAGAAUGCUAAUGAUGGAGAAGAACCGGAAAGCAAAGCUCAUAACCAGGUUAACAUAGAAAACAAUGCUUAUGUGGCAGGAGCAGCGGAAAACAAACCUCAGAAUGAAAUUAAUGAAGUCAAAGAGGGAGCUCAUGUGGCAGAAGGAGCCAAAGAUGAACCUCAGAUCAAAAUUAAUGAAGAAAAUACAGAAAAAGCUCGUGUGUUAGAAGGAGCUGGCAACAAAGACCUGAACAAAGUUGAUGAAGAAAACAAGGCUAGCGAAGAAAACAUGAAGAAGGCUCUUGUGCCAGAGGAAGCAGAAAGAAAUGCUUGACCUGAAGUCAGAGAAGAAAAUUCAGACAAAGCUCAUGUGUUAGAGGAUGCCGAAUCAAGAGUUCAGACCUCUUAAUACAGUGUGAGCAAACCCGAAAGAAGAAAUCUUUGAUUUUACAGAAAACUAACCAGAUAUGCAACUUAACCUCUCUUUCUCAUUACAUAUUCAAAAUUACUUUUGCUUGCUACUAGACAUCCAUCUAAAGUUAUGGAUGUCCUCGUUUUCUCAAUACCUAUUAGUAAUUUUCCACCUGAGGAUAGUCCAACUUAUUUCUUUAUAUAAGGUUAUAGAUGUUAUUAACUUACCAGAAUGUUUUCUCAAUUUUCCCCACCUCAGCCAGCAUUUUUAGUUGGCAGCUCUGCAAAAAAUAUCCAUAUUGUUCCCAAAUAUGCUUGUAAUUUUGAGUUAUUUCGAGAUACUAAAAACUUCAUUACUUCAUUUAUAGUUAAUCACAGUAAUUCAUGUUAGUUCUUA
Carica papaya (papaya) is the source of this 2159-nucleotide messenger RNA. The record is from RefSeq and is a predicted model, not a curated record. Lineage: Eukaryota; Viridiplantae; Streptophyta; Magnoliopsida; Brassicales; Caricaceae.